GAAGAAGACGGGCUCUCUCAGCUUCCGUAUUUUUUAACCGUAAAAGGAAAACUCAGUUCGGUAUAGAAAUACAAAUUCUAGUUCAGUUAGCAUGGAGGAGGAGGUUUAUGAGAGCAAGGAUGAGUGCAGGACGCCGAGGAGGGAGGCCUGUAGGAUACCAGUAGUCCCUCCGUGUCCACCGGCGCCGAAGAAGAAGAAAGAACCGGUGUACGUGAAGCGAGACCCGCCUAAGAACGGGUUCUUUCAGCCGCCUGAGCUAGAGGCUCUGUUCACCGUAGUGCCGAGAAAGAAACCGUGCGCCUGAGAACAGAAAUUAAUGCCCAUUUUGCGCUGUGAUUACUCACGUAUGUAUAAUAAUUAAGGUCUGGUUUAGGCUCUGAAAUCAUUAGCAAACAAGCAUUAUAAUUCUUAGUUGCUUUCUUUUUUCUUUUUUCUUUUUUUCCCACAAUGAAGCCAAUUAUCCCUAAACCGACUACAUACUGCAUAUUAUAUGUUAUACAUACUGCAUGUUAUAUGUUAUGCGUGUGGUUCAAACUCAAAUUAUUAUUAUUAAAUUAUUUAAACUAUU
Rubroshorea leprosula is the source of this 568-nucleotide messenger RNA. The record is from the annotation of a GenBank genome assembly. NCBI's taxonomy places the organism in Eukaryota, Viridiplantae, Streptophyta, Magnoliopsida, Malvales, Dipterocarpaceae.